Cherax quadricarinatus is the source of this 2173-nucleotide messenger RNA. Lineage: Eukaryota; Metazoa; Arthropoda; Malacostraca; Decapoda; Parastacidae. The record is from RefSeq and is a predicted model, not a curated record.
UCUUGAUCUUAGUUUCUCUGCAAAAUUAAGCAAAUAAAAGGUUAAUGAAGUUUUUAUUUAAUGAAGUAAAAAAUCACUGGGCGUUCAAGCUGUAAUUUUUGACUAAUUGGAUUGUGGGAAGUCAUAUCUAUUUUUUGUCCCCAUAUAACAUUUCCAAGCACUGUAUCAUUAUUCAUCUUAUAUAACUUAUUUACCAUUUUUGUGCUGUUCCAUUUAUACUCUGUUCCUAAAUGAAGUGUUACUACACAUGCACUUUCAGAUUGUGCAGUUCAAUGCUCAUGAGGUCUCAGAGUUUGUGUUAAUUGCACCCAGGACCUUUGAUGGAGCCAAAAAUGAAUCUCUGGGUGCUGCUAUAUAUCCAACUUUAGCCCUAUUCAACCAUUCCUGUCACAGCGCACAAGUCAGGCUCUUCAGUGGCAACCAGGUUAUUACUAAAGCAAUCAGAAACAUUCGCAAGGGUGAAAUAGUUCCAGAAAAUUAUGGGCAGAGCUUUACCUCCAAAGUAAAGAGCCAGCGGAAGGCAGAGUUAGCUGAUAGAUAUUGGUUUGAAUGCAACUGUGAGGCUUGUCAGAAAGACUGGCCAAUGUACAAAGAUAUGACAAAUUCAUUUUUGUCAUUCAAAUGUCAUAAAUGCCAAGGGCCUCUACCAGUCAACACUGACAACUUAUUGAUUCCAUUCAUCAAGUGUGAAAAAUGUGGUGACCAGACCAAUAUAUUAUCUGCACUGAAAAACCUUCAGAAUACUGAGCAAACUUUCAAAGGAGCAUGUAAAGAAAUGGAAGCUUUUAAAUCUUGAAAAGGCAGAAUCUCUUCUGAUAGAGAAUCUGAAGCAGCUGGAAUCUAGUUUUUAAACCCACCAUACAGGGAUUACCACCUCACACAAGAAGCUUACAUGCGGUGUCUGUCUCUGCCAAGGUAACUCUAAGGUAAAGCCACUUAAAACAGCCAGAGUAAAACAGAGUAAAAUAGGAUCGUUCUCUUAGAGAUUAUAGAAUUUAUUAACUCCAAAAUAAGGUGAUAUUGAUUGUAUAAAUAAUGCUGUGUUCAUAGAUUGCAUAAACGAAAUUACUUUGUAAUGUAUUUAUUAUUCUGAUGUUAGUUAUAUAUGCAUUUCAGAAUUUGAAUAUGAAUUUAAAAACUAUUUAAUGUACAAGUAAAGUGUGUGUGUGUCUGAUUGUUAAACUUUUUGAGGAAAGUAACUGAAAAAUAUUUAUUAGACAUGCUUUGCUGAAUGCUUUGUACUGUAUAUAUAUUAAAGUUUUAGCUUUGAAUUUAAAUAAAUGCAUUUGCUAGCUCAAAUUCUCCUCUUAGACUGAUUUAGAUAAUAUCUAAAAAUCAAUACAUUCAUCAGAGGCAUAAAAAGAAGGUAAAUGAAGUUUCAUUGGUGACUUAAUGGAAGUGCUGAAGUGAAGUUACCUCUACAGUAUAUCAUCUUUUAGCCUAAUAUAUUAAUUAAUAGAUUAUUAUUAUUAUUAUUAUAAUCAAGGGGGAAGCGCUAAACCCGGAGGAAUAUACAGAGCCUGGGGGGGGGGAUUAAUAGAUGAACGUAUUAUUUUCUCUUAAAAUGCCUUCAGUAUCCUGAUGCUGCAUGUAAGAUGAGAUUACAACAUAAAAUAAAAUUUUAUUUCGAGCUUAAUGAAUUAUUCAUACUGUUAAGUUAUAUUUACAUUAUCCACAGAAGAUGCUGUAACUUUUCUCUCAGUAUUUUCAUUAAAAAUUUUGAAUGACUAGAAUUGAAGAUAAAAUUGUGUCAAUUUUAAUGCUUGCUGAGUGUUGCAAUUCGAUUUCAAUAGAAAUAGCUUCUUGCAUAUAAGUAAGGUUAACACAGUGUUCAACUACAAACCCAAUUUAACUUUUUAUUUAGUAUGUGAGCUUAACCCUUAAAUGGUCCAAACAUAUAUAUACGUUCAUGUGCGUAGCGCACCAAACGUAUAAAUAUGUUUUCUUUGUCAUUCAUUCAACACUGCCACGAUAAGCCUGAGUCACCUAGACAUGAGAGACUGGGUGUGCGCACUCGCUGUGCAGCAUAUUAAAAUAAUUGGGGACACCUGGGUACCAUAUGCUCUUUUUUCCUAUUAAAUUUUUUUUUUUUUCUCAAAAAAUUUGGGGCGCUACGCGAGUGAACGUAUAUGUACAUUUGGACCGUUUAGGGGUUAAAGAAAUAUUCCUUUAA